Molecule: messenger RNA, 467 nt
Organism: Enhydra lutris kenyoni (northern sea otter)
Lineage: Eukaryota; Metazoa; Chordata; Mammalia; Carnivora; Mustelidae
Product: profilin 3
Exons: 1
Coding region: 11-424 (137 amino acids)
Biological process (GO): regulation of actin filament polymerization; actin cytoskeleton organization; positive regulation of actin filament bundle assembly
Cellular component (GO): cytoplasm
Molecular function (GO): actin binding
Source: RefSeq, a predicted model, not a curated record
CUGAGCCGGAAUGGGAGACUGGAAGGGCUAUAUCAGUGCGGUGUUGCGUGACCAGCGCAUUGACGACGUGGCCAUCGUGGGUCACUCAGACAAUCGCUGCGUGUGGGCAUCGCGCCCCGGAGGCCUUCUGGCUGCCAUAUCGCCGCAGGAGGUGGGUGUGCUCACAGGGCAUGACCGGCGCACCUUCCUGCAGUCGGGCCUCAGCGUGGCGGGCCGCCGCUGCUGCGUCAUCCGCGACCACUUGCUGUCUGAGGGCGAUGGAGCUCUGGACGCGCGCACCAAGGGGCUGGAUGGGCGCGCGGUCUGCGUCGGCCACACCCCGCGCGUGCUCCUCGUGCUCAUGGGCCGGCGCGGCGUGCACGGGGGCAUCCUCAAUAAGACGGUGCAUGAACUGAUCAAGGGUCUGCGCAAGCAGGGCACCUAGCCGGACAGCUAGGAGGCGGGGCGGCAUGGCCAAAAUAAAUGCU